This is a messenger RNA of Cylicocyclus nassatus, 1422 nucleotides long. The record is from the annotation of a GenBank genome assembly. NCBI's taxonomy places the organism in Eukaryota, Metazoa, Nematoda, Chromadorea, Rhabditida, Strongylidae.
AUGAUCUAUGAGUUGGCAACCGCAUCCGGCUCUCUCGAAGUCCGUUUAAUUAGUUCCCGUACCUGCAGUGUCAAACUAUGUGUCAAGAAACCCCGAGCAAGACCCUUGGACAGCUGUCUUCUCGAAUCACAACUGAUCCACCUUCAUUCACAACAGCAACGAGUUGUCUCCACACCGUUUCACUUUCCAUUCCCGCUACACUUUCCCAAAACACUUCCAAAGAGCAGUUCACAUUGGGAACCGAGUUCAUUCCAGCUGACGGAUCUUCAGAUUUUCUGGACAUGGCUUUCCGCGCAUCUUGUCAUCCCAAUCUGCCCUGACGGUUGCAAAUAUGGUCGUUGCGCUGAACCGGGCAGAUGUGAAUGUGACCAUGGCUUUUUUGGACCAACCUGCUCUGAGUGUCGACGGAGCGAGAAUUGCCGACAUGGUACUUGUCGUGAUGAUAAACCAUUUACUUGCGCUUGUGAGCCUGGAUGGGGUGGAAUAUUUUGCGAAAGGGAUCUCGAGUACUGUACCCGCCACAAGCCGUGCAAAAAUGGUGCUGUGUGCACUAACGGAGGCGAACGCACAGACUUCACCUGCCAAUGUCCGGAAGGUUUUGUCGGAGCCACUUGUGACAUUCAACUACCCAGCAUCUGCAUACAUCAAGGAAUUUGCAGAAACGGUGGUUUGUGUACGGACGCCGACACAAAACUCGGCAGAUGCAUUUGCGCUGACGGAUUCGAGGGACGCUAUUGUGAACGCAGAAAAGUGCUGCCGUUGUGUACGGCUACCAGCUGCAAGAAUGGCGGACUGUGCUUCGGUGGUUCCAACUGCGUUUGUCCACAAUGCUUUUCUGGGCCAGACUGCUCCAUAGUUGAUGAAAAUUGUCUAUGGCAACGUGAUAACAACACCCAGACUCUUACAGCCGUAGCUGAUCAGGAUAUCACCACCGAGACGAAAAUUCUCAUGGUUAUGGCGCUCGCCUCAAUAUUGAUGCUGACUACAUGUGUCGUUGUUUUCUUUAUGAAAUACAAAAAGAUGAAGCGAAUUCUACAUGACCCCAUCACGCAAAACCAUCUGAAUGAACAUCGCCAAAUUCACGAAUUACCGCGUCGAUCAAUCGAUAAUCGAUCACCGGAUGAAGUCUACAAGGUUUUUGUCAUCCCAUCAAAAAAAUCGAAAGACAUCGAACGACCGGUGAGCGUCGAAUAUGAGACACGGUACGUGUCACAACCACGUGGACGCUACCGUACGCUACCGUGUGUGGACGUCACCGCCGUCGAACCGGAACCGCACUACGCCGAAAUCGAAUAUCGGUCUACUACCGUAUCCUUGGAUGAUAAGCAAUUUUCCGACAAUGCAUGUGUCGUCUAGUCUUUGAUGCCUUACAUGAUGUGUGUCACCAUAUUAGGAAUAGCCUUGAUCUCAGAGUUUUUUUUU